This is a messenger RNA of Harpia harpyja (harpy eagle), 1722 nucleotides long. RefSeq names its product transmembrane protein 121-like. The transcript has 2 exons. The record is from RefSeq and is a predicted model, not a curated record. Lineage: Eukaryota; Metazoa; Chordata; Aves; Accipitriformes; Accipitridae. Bases 143 to 1081 code for a protein of 312 amino acids.
CGCCGCCGCCGCCGCCGCCGCAUCAGAGCAACCACCGGGGCGCGCCGGGCGAUGCCGCGCCGGGCCCGGGGCCGUCGCCGGGGCCCCCCCACCGCCGCCGCCACCGCCGCCGCCGCCCGGCGCCCCGGGGAACCGCCCGAGGAUGGUUCCCCCACCACCUGUCAGCAAGCCCCACGUGUGCCUCUCCACUGUGCUCAUCAUGACCAGCCUCAUCCUCAUGGAUGCCUACCUGGUGGAGCAGAGCCAGGGCUCCAGAAAGCUGGGCAUCUGCGUCAUGGUGGCAGUGGGUGACGUAUGCUUCCUGCUGGUGCUCCGCUAUGUGGCCAUCUGGGUCGGGGCGGAGGUAAAGACAGCUAAGCGGGGCUACGCCAUGAUCCUCUGGUUCCUGUAUGUCUUCGUUCUGGAGAUCAAAGUCUACUUUGUGUACCAGAACUAUAAAGCUGACCGGAAAAGCCUGGAUCUCAUAGCCCGCAAAGCGCUGACCUUGCUGCUCUCCAUCUGCAUCCCAGCCCUCUACGUGUUGUUGGUGGCCACGGAGCACAUGGAGUAUGUCAGGACAUUCAAGAAGAAAGAAGAUCUCCGCAACCGCCUCUUCUGGGUCAUUGUGGACAUGCUGGACGUGCUGGACAUCCAGGCCAACCUGUGGGAGCCCCAGAAGAAGGGGCUGCCACUCUGGGCUGAGGGCAUCAUGUUCUUCUACUGCUACAUCUUGCUCCUGGUCCUCCCUUGCGUGUCCCUCUGUGAGAUCAGCAUGCAAGGGAUUGGCAUCAUGCCGCACCGGAUGAUGCUGUACCCCAUGCUGAGCAUGCUCACUGUCAACAUCACCACCAUCUUCAUCCGAGGCAGCAACAUGGUCUUUUUCAGGGACGCCCGGGUCUCCAGCAUCUUCAUGGGCAAGAACAUGCUGGCCAUCGGGUUGAAGGUCUGUACGUUUGUGCAGUACCAGCGGCACCGGCACCACGCGGCCCUGGGGCCGGACCUGGCCCUGCAGCACAGCGCCCAGGCCCAGCCCUCCCCAGGGCUGCACAAAUCCCGGGACCACCCUGCCUGCCCGGAGGAGCUGGCCCAGGACAAUACGUGACAAGCCAGCAGGAGCCACAGGCUGGGCACCGCCACGUCUGGCCGUACCUGCAAACCCAAGGCGGGUGGCUGAGCUCCCCGCGUGGACAGAGGGCAAUGACCCUGCUCCCUUCCUCCCUGGGUGAAGCUGCUCCGGUCCCCGAGGGUCGCAUGGCGAGGGACCCCCCCCCCAAUAGCAGCCUCCUUAAGGCCGCAGAGCAGUUCGGGACCUCAACACCCUGCUGAGUGAGAUGGGCAGCGGAGCCGAGGAGGAGGAGGAGGAGGCCAGGUUUGCCUACUGCACGCCGCGUCUGGCUGGGGCCAGGCAGCCCUACCUUGCGCCGGGCUCCCCCCAUCAGUGCUCCCCCACGCAGCACUGCCCUCCGGCCAGCCAGGGCUCAGGCUUGGGGCGGGGGGGGCUGCAUGGGGACACUGCACGUCACCCGCUCCGCUGUGGUGGUUGGCCCUGGCUCCAGCUUGGUGCUUGGCAGCAGCCUGCUCCCCGCUGCGUGAACCGGGGGUCCCCGUGCCGGGGGAGCAAGGCCUGGGCCUCCCCCCACCUGUCACCCCUCUCAGCCAGCUGCAGGCCUGGGGGGCACCCAGAGGGGAUGACUGUCCUUUUUCCUAUCUUCCCUCUUUGCAAUAAAAGACCUGAGCCCUGCA